CUCACAUGUUGGUGUGGUGUGUUCGUAAUUGCAAAAGUUUAAUUUGAAAAAAAAAUAACUAAAUAAGAGAAAAAUAUACUUAAAUCGGAAAUCGUAUGAUUUAAUUAAAAUAAAAGCGUGUUUUAUAUACCUUUAUACUACAUAUAUACAAUAAAUAAUAAAAAAAAGAAUUUACAAUUACUCUUGCAUUUAACUUUACUUAUACGCAGUAACAAAUUGCCACAACGAUAAUCCCCACGAAGAAGCCCUGGAGCGUAUAAUAAAAUCUUUAAAAUCCCCCACCAUGGUGUGCGAGGGUACCCAUUUCGAUGGCCAAAUUCCGCAUACGUUUGUGAUUUUUGGCGCUUCGGGUGAUUUGGCCAAAAAGAAAAUCUAUCCCACUUUGUGGUGGCUGUACCGUGACAAUCUCCUGCCCAAACCCACCAGAUUCUGUGGCUAUGCCCGUUCCAAGCUAAGCACUGCGGAUGUACGCAAAUCUUGCGAGAAAUUUAUGAAGGUCCAACCACACGAACAACAACGUUACGAAGAAUUCUGGCAGCUUAAUGACUAUGUUUCCGGCAAUUAUGAUGGCCGUUUGGGUUUCGAAAUGCUGCAGCAACAAAUGGAGGCUAUGGAGAAUAGAGGUGUUGCCAAUCGUAUAUUCUAUUUGGCAUUGCCGCCAUCAGUGUUCAAUACCGUAACCGUGCAUGUCAAGGAAAUCUGUUUGUCAAAGAAAGGCUGGAAUCGUGUUAUCAUUGAAAAACCCUUCGGCCGUGAUGAUGUCUCCUCCAAACAGCUAAGCGAUCAUUUAGCUUCACUCUUUCACGAAGAUCAAAUCUAUCGCAUUGAUCACUAUUUGGGCAAGGAGAUGGUACAAAAUCUCAUGACCAUACGUUUUGCCAAUAAGAUUCUGGGCUCCACAUGGAAUCGUGAGAAUAUUGCCUCGGUCUUAAUCACCUUCAAAGAGCCCUUUGGUACAGAGGGACGUGGUGGUUAUUUCGAUGAAUUCGGCAUUAUACGUGAUGUAAUGCAAAAUCAUUUAUUGCAAAUUCUUUCGCUAGUGGCCAUGGAGAAACCAGUUACCUGCCAUCCCGAUGAUAUACGUGAUGAAAAGGUAAAGGUGCUGAAGAGUAUACCGGCUUUAACCUUGGAUGAUAUGGUGUUGGGUCAGUAUGUGGGCAAUCCUGAGGGUAAGGGUGAAGCUUUAAAGGGUUAUUUGGAUGAUGCCACGGUGGAUGCAAAUUCCACCACGCCCACCUAUGCUUUGGGCGUGCUGAAAAUUAACAAUGAACGUUGGGAGGGUGUGCCUUUUAUUUUGCGCUGCGGCAAGGCUUUGAAUGAACGCAAGGCUGAGGUACGCAUCCAGUAUCAGGAUGUUCCCGGGGAUAUUUUCGAGGGCAAUACCAAACGUAAUGAAUUGGUGAUACGUGUACAGCCCGGCGAGGCUUUAUACUUUAAAAUGAUGACCAAAUCUCCCGGCAUUACAUUUGAUAUUGAGGAAACCGAAUUGGAUUUGACAUAUGAACAUCGUUAUAGAGAUUCCUACUUGCCAGAUGCCUAUGAACGUUUAAUUCUGGAUGUUUUCUGUGGUUCCCAAAUGCAUUUUGUGCGUUCCGAUGAGCUGUGUGAAGCCUGGCGUAUUUUCACCCCCAUUUUGCAUGAGAUCGAGAAUACGAAAGUGAAACCUAUACCCUAUAAAUAUGGUUCUAGGGGUCCCAAGGAGGCUGAUCAUAAAUGUCGCGAUAGUAAUUUCAAAUACUAUGGUUCCUAUAAAUGGCAUGGCGGCAAUAAUAAUAGCAAUAAUAGCAGUAAUAAUACUAGUUUGAAUAGCACUCAGUAAACUUAAAAGAUAUUUUCAGCAUUUGUCAAAUUUUUUUUUUGGUACAAAAUUCAUUAUUUCAUUAAAUCAUUAUUAUUUUUUUUUGUUGUUUUUGUAUAAAUAAUUAAACAAAAUUUCAUUAAUUAUAGCUAUAUUAUAUUAUUAUGCAUACUAAGCAAAUUGUUGGACUUUGUUGGAAAUAAUAUUUUUUUUAUAAAAACUUUUUUUUUAUACAAACUUAUAUUUAAUAAAAAUGUAUGAAAAUAUUAAAAAAAACUUGAUAUUUUGGUACACAACAGGAAUUUUAA
Molecule: messenger RNA, 2106 nt
Organism: Calliphora vicina (urban bluebottle blowfly)
Lineage: Eukaryota; Metazoa; Arthropoda; Insecta; Diptera; Calliphoridae
Gene: Zw
Product: glucose-6-phosphate 1-dehydrogenase Zw
Exons: 4
Coding region: 284-1819 (511 amino acids)
Biological process (GO): pentose-phosphate shunt, oxidative branch; glucose metabolic process
Cellular component (GO): cytosol
Molecular function (GO): glucose-6-phosphate dehydrogenase activity; NADP binding
Source: RefSeq, a predicted model, not a curated record